Molecule: messenger RNA, 693 nt
Organism: Guillardia theta CCMP2712
Lineage: Eukaryota; Cryptophyceae; Pyrenomonadales; Geminigeraceae
Exons: 5
Coding region: 1-693 (230 amino acids)
Molecular function (GO): zinc ion binding; nucleic acid binding
Source: RefSeq, a predicted model, not a curated record
AUGGAGCAAGCAUUUCAGCGGCAUGUACAACGUUUGAAAAAGUCUACCCCGACACCGUCCCGAGCCGGAGGCGAUCGUUUUCCCGGGACUGGUCGGCGCUUCAAUGCAGACCGAGAAAUCCUCAGGACAGGGGGAUGUCACAUGCUGGAAGACGAAAAUGGCGCUAAGAUAAGAGGAGACGUGAAUAGCAGCUAUCUCAUGGUCGGAGUUUACGGGCGAGGGCCGGCAUACCACAGCCAGCACAACACAACGAGGAUCUCAGCGCCCGAAAUCCCUCCCAAGUACUACAUGUGUCCGCUCUGUCUCCGUCCUGGGCAUUGGCAAUACGAUUGCGAGAAGGCUGAAGGGAAUAUGGAGGCCGACGGUCAAGAGAUACAGCUGUCUCACCGGGAGUGGACAGCCCGUCAGAGGACAGACGUUGACCAUUGGGAAGACUUCGAUUUUGCAUCUGGGGGGGAUCAUGUCCAAGGGUGCACCAACUGCCUUAGUCAUCAUCCGAGGCACCCAAAGUCGGAGAACGAAAUUGAAACCAACUACUUCCGAGCUUGGGAGAACGAAUGGUCGGUGGCAAGAGAGCGCAAGGACGAAGGCCCUUGCGGACGGUCAGAAUGGGCGUACACUGUGAAAACCUCUCUAAACUGUCCUAUGCAGAACAGUCUCGGAGGCACCAUGAUUGAAAAGCGGUUAUUCUGA